AUGGAUUUGAUCAAUUCCUACUGCCACUCCGUCUACCUGUCUGUCCUCAUGAACCCCGCGAACCAGCGGGGUUGGUCGGACCUUAUUACCCGGGACCUCUUGGACAAGUUUCACGGCUUUCUCGCGAGCCUCCACGUGACCGUGGGCCUCCGACAGGGCCAGACCUUGCUGCCCCUGCCGCCCAGGGAGGCCGUCCAGGAGGGAGCUGGGCCAGGCAAGGCGUCGGCCAGCUCCAGCAAGGACCGGGUCCACGUGCUCGAGGGAGCCGUCAUUACCUGGACAAAGCAGGUCAGGUACGUACUGAAACAGGAGCCGGAGCACGUCUUCCGCGAAGGCAGCCCUCAGCCGGAUGCGGAGCUGCAGUUCUGGCGGAGCAGGGCCAACAACUUGAACUCGAUCCACAUGCAGUUGCAGAUGGAGGGAGUGAAGCGUGUGCUUCGCUUCUUGGAUGCGAACAAGAGCACCUACGUGGCGCCCUUCGCACGGCUGCAGAAGGAGGUGGAGGACGGUCGGGAGGAGGCGAACGACAACGUGAAGUUCUUGAAGGCCUUGGAGCCCCACGUGGACGCCUUGCUCAGCGAAACGCAGGACUUCGAGGUCUUGGAGCAAGUCUUUGAUGACGUCUUCCACGUUCUGCUCUUGGUCUGGCGGCAUUCCAAGUACUACAACUCCUUGGCGCGGCUGGCCGUCAUCGUGCGUCAGAUCUGCAACAGCCUCAUUGCGCAGGUGCCCCUCGGCCUCUGUGCGUCUCAUGGCAUCGCAUGA
This is a messenger RNA of Symbiodinium necroappetens, 765 nucleotides long. NCBI's taxonomy places the organism in Eukaryota, Dinophyceae, Suessiales, Symbiodiniaceae. The record is from the annotation of a GenBank genome assembly.